AUGCAAAAUAAUAACCAGCUUUUUUUGUUUUCAGAUUUUGACGAAUGUGCCUCAGCUCCUUGCCAAAAUGGUGGUUCCUGCAUUAAUCUAGAAAACUCCUUUAUGUGCAAUUGCUCCAGCGCCUGGGAAGGCAACGUUUGUCAGUUUGACGCCGACGAAUGUCUCAAUAAUCCCUGCAUUAAUGCCGUAUCAUGCACCAAUCUAGUAGGCGAUUAUCAUUGCAAAUGCAGAGUGGGCUGGAUGGGAAAAAACUGUGAUCAGAACAUCAACGAUUGCGUUGGCCAAUGUCAACAUGGUGCAACUUGUAUCGAUUUAGUCAACGAUUACCAUUGCGCUUGUAAGCCCGGAUAUACAGGGAGAGAUUGCCACACCGAUAUAGACGACUGCGAAUCAAAUCCAUGCAAAAACGGUGGAGAAUGCGUAGACCAAGUAAACGGAUACAAGUGUAUCUGCCCUGUAGGGAUCACUGGCCACGAAUGUGAAAACGACUACGACCACUGCAAUCCAGAUCCCUGUCAAAAUGGUGCUCCGUGUUUUAAAACUCAAUCUGACUAUUACUGUCAUUGUCCAGAGGUAUGGCAAGGAAAAAACUGUAGUCAAGCCAAAGUUUUGUGUGAUGGAACUUCUUGCGAUGAGGUAAUUGAGAGCUGUGUAGUAGUUUCAGUAGGAGGAACUAGGAUUUCUGCACCAAGCGUUUGCGGUGAACAUGGCCAUUGCAUAAAUCAAGCCGGCGUCGGACAUAAAUGCCAGUGUAAACCAGGUUAUACAGGCAAAUAUUGCCAUGAAAACAUCAACGAUUGUAAAAUAAACCCUUGCGAAAAUGGCGGUACCUGUGUGGACAAAGUCAACGCUUUCCAGUGCAUUUGUAUCGAAGGAUGGGAAGAUACUGAUGAUUGCUCUCCUAAUCCUUGUCGCAAUAAUGGAACCUGUAUCGAUGGCGUUGCUGAUUUCGAGUGCGACUGCAACGACGGAUGGAAAGGCAAAACUUGUUCCUUGAAAGACAGUCACUGUGAUCAUUCAACCUGUAAAAAUGGCGGAACAUGUCAAGACUUAGGAAACACCUUUAUUUGUAGAUGUCCACCAGACUGGGAAGGAACAACAUGCCACUUGGCCAAACAAACAGCGUGUAAAUCAAAUCCUUGUUUAAACGGAGGAACUUGCGUCAAUACUGGUGACUACUAUCAAUGUAUUUGUAGAGAUGGAUUUGAAGGUAACCAUUGCCAAGAAGACGUCAACGACUGCAGUCCGCAGCCUUGCUAUAAUGGAGGAAAAUGUAUUGAUGGAGUUAACUGGUUCCUUUGCGAAUGUGCACCAGGUUUUACUGGACCUGAUUGUAGAAUCAAUGUCAACGAAUGUGCUUCGAAUCCUUGCGGAUAUGGUGGGACAUGUAUAGAUGAUAUUGGAGAUUUCAAAUGCAUUUGUCCUCCAGGGAGGAAAGGCAAGAGAUGUAACCUUAACGACUUGACGUACCUCCCAUCACCUGGGAGCUGUCCGUGGAAUAGCCACACUCUUGAAAACAACGUCACGUGGCAACACGAAUGUAAUACAUGUAUGUGUAACAAUGGCGUAGUUAAAUGUACAAAAGUUUGGUGUGGACUUAAUAACUGUCGAACCUCUAAUCAACAAAACCUGUGUACCUUGACACAAGUCUGCGUUCCAUCCGCCCUAGAAUCUUGUCUUUCGCCCCCUUGCCUUCCCUAUGGUGAAUGUAGAGACCUAGAAAGUGGAAGAAGAGUCAAACCACCUUCGGUACCCACACCCAGUACGUGUUGGCCGAACCAAGCUGUGCUCAGUAACACGUGUGCCAGACUGACAUUGCUAGUGGAUAGAAUCAAACUUCCGCAAGGAACUACGGUUGAAGGUUUAUGUGGAGACUUGAGAAGGUUGCUGGCAAAUCAGCAGGCGAUCGAAGGUCUUCAAGAUACAUUGGUGCUUCUUUGUGACUUAAAAACGGGUUACAAUGAUACAGUAGAAGUAACACUAUCCGGAGAUCGUUGGGUGCUGGAUGGAAUUCGAGUUGUCGGCGAAGCCAUAUCCAGGAAACAAACAAGCCUUCUGGGAUUGGCCUCCAUCGUGGAAGUAAAAGUAGAGACUGCUCUUGUAUCAGGAGAGCAACAAAGUAACUCGUACCUCAUCGCUUUGGUUUGUUUGAUUAUAAUCGGAUUAUGUGCAGCUGCGUUUGCUGGUGUUCUGUAUAUACGACAACGAAGAAGAAAUCUUGGACUUAGCGGCGUCAACUUGUCGCCUUCCACUGAUGCUUGCCAUAGAAAUCACGAAGAUGAGAAAUCGAAUAAUUUACAAAACGAAGAAAAUUUAAGAAGGUAUGCCAAUCCUCUUAAAGACGACGUAGGCAGCUUAGCUAGCAUAAACUCAUUGGAUAUGCCACGCGUUAGCGUAGUUCGACCAAUGUCUAGUAUUCUUCCCCACGACAGUUCCAGCGAGAUGUUAGAAAUGAUCUCCGAAAUCGACUGUCCAGGCUCACGAAAGACAAUGCUGGUAUUACCUAGCACCAGCGCUUCAGACUCUGCCCUAAAGCUUCACGAAGGUGUCAAAGGGACUGAGGGCCUCAACAGCGCCCACCGCAGCAGCCAAAUAAUGCUGUACAAAGCCCAAAAUCCGGACGUUCGGAAAAACACUGCCGCUUUCGAUGAUUCAUCGGGACACAAGGACUUUAGUAAAAAUAUUAUUAAUGUUAAUAAGCAAAGGACUUCACAACAUCAGCAGCAACAACAACAGCAACAGAAUAGUAGUGCGGAUGUGCUAACGGUACUUGUUUGA
Diabrotica balteata is the source of this 2778-nucleotide messenger RNA. NCBI's taxonomy places the organism in Eukaryota, Metazoa, Arthropoda, Insecta, Coleoptera, Chrysomelidae. The record is from the annotation of a GenBank genome assembly.